UCCAAAGGGGUUGGAGCACCGGGAGGGGACGAUGACAGCGCUUAACAACUGGUGGCACUUUGGAGGAUACGGCUGGAGCUCUGUUUAUUAACAAUUAGGCUUCGCCUCGGAGGAAGAUGUGACAGCUGUCGGAGGUCCUUCCAUCGCCCCACUGCAGCAAGCAAAGCCAACUCUGGGCAACCCUCUAAAAUGUUUAUUUGGACCAGUGGCCGGAGCUCUACAUCUUACAGACACGAUGAGAAAAGAAAUAUUUACCAAAAAAUCAGGGAUCAUGAUCUACUGGACAAAAGGAAAACAGUCACAGCCCUAAAAGCUGGAGAAGACCGGGCCAUACUCCUCGGGCUGGCCAUGAUGGUGUGCUCUAUCAUGAUGUACUUCCUCCUGGGAAUCACCCUGCUGCGGUCCUACAUGCAAAGUGUCUGGACAGAAGAAGCUCAGUGCUCGCUUCUCAACGCAUCCAUCACUGAAACCUUCAACUGCUCGUUUAGCUGCGGCCCAGACUGCUGGAAAAUCUCUCAGUACCCCUGCCUGCAGGUGUACGUCAAUCUCACUUCUUCUGGCCAGAAGCUUCUGCUCUACCACACCGAAGAAACAAUGAAAAUUAAUUCUGAGUGUUCGUACAUACCCAAGUGCGGCAAGAAUUACGAGGAAUCCAUGUCGAUGGUGAACGUUGUGAUGGAAAACUUCCGAAAGUAUCAACGCUUCUCCUGCUUCUAUGAUCCUGAGGGCACUCAGAAGAACGUGAUAUUGACCAAACUGUACAGCUCCAACGUGCUGUUCCACUCGCUCUUCUGGCCCACAUGCAUGAUGAUCGGCGGCGUUGCCAUCGUCGCGAUGGUAAAGCUGACUCAAUACCUUUCUCUCCUCUGUGAGAGAAUCCAAAGGAUCAACAGAUAAGGAUGAAAACUCCUCCAAGAGUUAAUUACAGAUAAAAUACUGUUUUCUCAUUCUUCACCAAAGAACCUUAAGUUUGUAACGUGCAAGUCUGUUGUAAGUUCCUUACUAUAUUCUUAUAAGUAGAGCAAUAAUGCAAAAGCUGUUCUAUAUGCAAACAUGAUGUUAUUAUUAUGCAGACAACCGAAAAAAUUACUGUUUGUGUUGACGAUCUUGUUUGAUGCUGAGACCUGUACUUCUUCCCUUUCUACAGCCAGAAUUGGGCUCAAUGUGACCAUUUGCCAUACUCAGCCAAUUGACUUUCUCAAUGUAAAGGAUUCUGGGGAAAUUUACGCCUGGAGAAAAGGCAGCAAAUGACUUGUGCAUCACUGAGGUCUCACCUCUGGCUCAGCCCUGCCAAUGGGUUUCUGGUUUUGCCUUGUUAUUAUUGGUUGCAGGGGAAAAAAAGUAGGGAAACAAAACAGGUUUUUUGUGAGCAGGUGGCACCACACGGACUACUGUGAGGCCAGGAUGAGUAUGAGUGUUUUCUGCCUAAGUAGGACUUGGCGAUGCUAUGUGUUAGCUCCCCCAGUUCAGAAGUAAAUUUUACCCAGUGGUAUGUACAGUCUUUUGCAAACACUUUGGAGUUUUAUUUAUUUUAUGCUGUAUUUUCCUUCUGUCUUACCAACAGCAUCUUUGUCAUCUGCAGAAGCUGUAGCCAAAAAAAAAAAAAAAAAGAAAAAAAAAAGAAAACCAACAAAAAUCACCUUGUUCCAUUUUGUACUUCAGUGUGAGCCCUGCUGAUGGAGAUGGCACCAGAACACCUUAUGUAAAGGUUUAUUACUCAUUUGUCAUGUAUUUGCUACCAUAUCACUGUAAAGAAAAAGUAACACAAUCAGCUAUUUUUUCAUUUUUUACUUCCAACUAUUUUAGAUUUUUUUACUUGAUAUAUAUAUACAGAUAUAUAUAUAUAUAUAUAUAAAGAAAAGCUAUAUUAUAUCUAGUUGUGUAUCAGAACUUGAUUAUGGGAUGGUGGCUUUUUUGUUUUUACCAACUGAGAAGUGAACAAUGUAACUCGUAUUCAUAACCUUCAGCCUUGGAUAAUAUCAUAACGUGGAGGAGCAGCACCGCAGGAUCCCAUCCAAUAUUCAUGAUGUUGUGUCAGGCAAAGGUCCCUAUUGUUGUAACAUCCGAAAUGACAAAAAUCUAAUCCAAUUCCACAGCUCUUAUUAACUGAAUUGUUAGGUAAUAAUCAUAAUACUUCUGGAAAUCUCUCCUGACCUCAACUCAGUGUGCAGUUCUGGCUGAAGUGAUUUCUGAUUUAAAAUGCCCAGGUGCAAGGAUUUAUUGGAAAUAUUCAUGUUUUUUUCUAAUAUGCUGUCCUAUCUGUCAUUUAUUUACCACAGGAAUAUUGCAGGUCUGAUUUCACACACACACACACACACACACACACACAACAGUCACGGUUUCUGCAUAAUUUAUUUUUAUUCCCCGCAUAGAAAACAUUCCUUUUUAUGCUGUGUUUAAAGGUACCUCUCAUAGUUUCUCACCUUGCACUUAGCCUGAAGGACAAAUGCAGGGCGUGAACUCACUGCCCAGUGAUUCAAAGGAAUCAUUCACAGGCCUAUCCAAGCCAAGAAACUAACAUUUUUCCCCUCAAAAAGACUGCAAAGCAAAUCUUCUGCCUCCUUCAUCUCUAUGUAAGUACCUUUCUGCAACAUAGCAUAAAAAAUUUCAAGAUAUUAUGAAACUUUACAAGUCACGCAGGUGUAACACGAGCUGUUAAAAAAAAAAAAAAAAGUUCUAAGCAGUGAAAAUGGAGCUGCAAUCUUGUAAUCAGUAGUAUAAUUUUCCUUAGGUAAAUAAAUGCCUGAAGGGCGGGGGGAAGGAUA
This is a messenger RNA of Lagopus leucura (white-tailed ptarmigan), 2765 nucleotides long. Its product is annotated as calcium-activated potassium channel subunit beta-2. Bases 190 to 897 code for a protein of 235 amino acids. The transcript has 5 exons. NCBI's taxonomy places the organism in Eukaryota, Metazoa, Chordata, Aves, Galliformes, Phasianidae. Gene Ontology annotation, cellular component: voltage-gated potassium channel complex; membrane. The record is from RefSeq and is a predicted model, not a curated record. Gene Ontology annotation, biological process: detection of calcium ion; potassium ion transport. Gene Ontology annotation, molecular function: potassium channel regulator activity; calcium-activated potassium channel activity.